GCAUGACCGGUUCUUUUAGUCAGCCCGCAGGCGGUUGUAUAACAAGAUGGCUUCUUUUAUCCGACGGUCCGACAUCGUGCCCUGUCUUAACUGGUAAUCAUAUCUGUCGUCUUCACUUAAGUCCUCACAUGGAAAUCCCCUGGCCCUUUACCUCGUCCCCAGUUCCUCCCUCAUGAUCGCCAUCAUCAUUCAACCGACCUUCGGGCCCGUCUCCUGAUCGGCUCUUCUCUUCACUUCUCUUCUUUCUGCGUCGCUCGCUCUCUGCCCCACAGCCCAGCCCAGCACAGCGUCGCCGAAUUUUCAAGCUCCUGGGAGAGAAAUGAGGGCACGAUCAUUAUGGAUGUGAAUCUGCACCGUGGUACAGUAUCGUAUUGCGGAAUGGUGGGGUGCGGGGGGUUAUCUCGGACUUUCUUCCCAUGCGCCAGAGCUCGUUAUAACCUUCCCUCGGAGGGGAGGAGGGGAGCAGGCUCAGAGGGGCUCAGGCCCUCUGUCCGGCAGGUGCUAAUAAAAAAAUGGAAUUCGAAAAUGACGCUGACCGAAACAGCUUUGCUUUUUCUUUUCCUCGCUGUAAGGUCCCCUCGGGGGCCGUGCAGCCAACAGUAGGAUGGACAUUUUGCCCCUCCUGCCCAGCACAGGAACAAAAAGCUUACAGCGAGAAUAUAUAAAUGCCGAGAUUUUUUCUUGGCAAUGUUAGGUCUUCUCUGUCGAACGCUUCACCAACCCAAUCCGGAACCCAGACUUGCAGUCACCAGCACACCCCACCAUGAGCACCGGAUCAUUUCAGGAGAGUGAGGAGCGAGGUAGGUACUUAAACACCUCGACCACGCCCCGCAACGAAGUGCGCUGAGUGUUUCAAGCAAUUCAAUGGGGGGAUACAAAGAGGGACCUUGGGCUCCACCCCCGCAGGCUCCUCCCCUAUGGUCCUGUUGGCUUGGCCGAGAGGAUCGAAUGAAUGUGACAUGAGGAAGGAGAGAGAGAGAGUGUGUGUGUGUGUAUAAGCGCACGCGAGCAUUCUCCCAGAAUUGUGAGUCGUGUGUUCGGAGCAUCUGUUGUAGGUCGUGACGGCACUCGCUUUCCACCAGUCGCUAUGAAAGGAUAAAACUGAUGGGUGCUCUCACUAUGAAGAAGAAGAAGGGUUGGUGCCAUGUGUGCACUACGUGCCAAUUUACCAAACGGUCGAUAUGAGCAUAUCUGUUCUUAUCUCAAGACUCGUACUCUUGGAGUGUGAUGACAAGGGAAAAGUCUGUGAAUGGAAAGAAGUUGCGGAGGAAGCGGGUGCGAGUUGUCGUCUGUCUGGAUGGAGACACUUUCUGCAGCUUUAUGUUCUUUGAAGCUCUUUUACUAUACAAGUUCAGACUUUGAACCCUAACCUUUGGUCAUAAACAUGGAACUUUUCGUGAAUGAUUUGUCGACAUGAAUGCUUCUCUUGGAACUGGUGAGAGAAAGAUACAUUCAUUCUCAUACACUUCUGUAUCACGUUGAGAAUGUUGCUGCGUUAAAGCCAUUCAUCUUUACGUGAACCACGAAACAUCUCCGGUUGUGGUGCUUCAGAGGGAAAAAAAACUCAGACGUUUGGAAUGUUCGACCCUUUUAUCGGAGAGUAUACUAGGACCACGAGAAUAUGUGGAUUGGCUGCUUCUUCACAAUCAAUCACGAACUGCCUUCUAUGAAUCCCGUUAUUUGUUCCUCAUGAAUGAAGUAGGAUCCUGAUACCCAAUGCUCAUAGGAUUCUCCCAGAUUUAUGGCUGUCUUGACAAGACCACCAACAGUUCCGCGGUUGUAGAGGACGAAUCGUCCGCCCCUAAAUUUGGGAGCCGUAGGAGGCGUUGUGUCUCCCUCUUGGUUACACGCUGGGGUCCUGGGGAUUUAUCCUCCUGCGAAUUAAUCAAUUUGUCGUCAUUAGGAUUUCUUUUAAUGAGAGACUACUGCGAACGCAAUUAAAGCCCGGUUCGCGUAGUACAUAGAGGACAUUAGAGGAUGAUGAAGAGUCCCAGAGGAGAUCGCCUUCGGGUCACUUCGUUACUAAUGGAGCCUGUGAAAGCGUGGCUUAUAACCCUAUGGCCUCAUUUACUUCGUCUUCGUUGGUUUCCGGACAAGAACAUCAGCAGUUUUCUUAUUUCAGCUCAUACUAUAAUGUUCAGUGGCCAAGAAGAGCACAAAAUUAGAGCUCUUGCUCGAAUGCUUCUCUGGGAUUAAUCCGAAUUGCCGAAGUGCAUCAUCAUUCGUCCACUCUUCCGGCCUGCUGUGCCUGGAGAAUUCUGCGUCUCUUCGAUGUCUGUUGUAGCGGGGGAGCUGAUGAUUGCUUGUUCAAAGCUGAAGAUAUUUUUCCUCUCGUUCACCCGAGAUGAGCAGCAAGACAUGCCUCGCGGCUUUCUUCCAGCAAUAUCAAAUCCCGACAUGGACCUCUGGUGCUAGUUCUCUGUAUCCUUCCCAAGUCGCACACUAAAUUGGUAUAGUAUUUGCCAUUCAACUGUAGCGAACUUGGAGAAGUCGUGUUCCCCUAGUCUUCCGACAGCAGUCGAGGACUGUACAAGAGAGUUUGGCUUCAUAGGGCGACAUAGGUCGACGGUGAGCGUCCAGUGCUUGCACAAACAACGAAGUAGCUGACUUGCCUGGUACUGUUGCGGAUAAGUUGGGUUAUCGUGGCUCUGACUCUUUCUUCUACAGCUGCGUGUAGAAAAAACCUACAUUUAGCUUCGAGGCUUUAUUCGAAAAUUCGUUGGGUUCUGGAAAGAUUUUUCUACGAUCCACUCACCAAUCAGAUCUGGUGUGGGAGCCUACAGAGGCGGAAAUCGAUUUCUCAACUUGAAACUUACAGUAUACGAAUGCACCACAAACUUGGGAAAAAUAGAUAGCCAAGCAUCCAGAGAGCAACGAAUUGCAUUCGCAGCUAGGACUAAGUGGACGAAAGCCAUCGUUGCACGUGGGUGGGUGAUAUGAACGAACAUUUUGUGUAACACUGUCAGUACUACAGUCUGAGAUUUGAGUUGCGUUGCUUUUACUUUUACAAAUCACCGAUUGAAUUUACUGUACGGUAGAUCAGGCGCACCACUGGACAUUUCUGCACCGACGGAUUGCAGACUCCGUUCUUCGGUACCAUGCAAUUGCUUCUGAACCUUGCAUGCAACGGAAGUGAUACAAGUCGUCCUGUGUCGGGACUCGGACUCGGACUCUUUGGCCCUCCGGCUCGCCACUACAACUUUAUGCUUUGCGAUUCAUUUCGUGCACAGAGGUCAGCAUGUCGAGCAUUUCUUACGUAUGUUUAGUACCACACUUCCGCUGGCCCGUACCGCUCGAGCGUCCCCUUACCUGCUCAUGUCGCACAAUAUCUCCCGCUGUCCUCCCAAAGUGUUCUGCUGCGCAAUCACUUCCGCAAGAAGCGACGCAUUCCAAAUUUACUCGCGCAACAAUCGCUCUCCAGUCUCGGCGCCAUAACAUUGAGCGCCUUUCCCGAGGCCACAUUACUGCGUUCGCACAUGGACCCCUAUCUGCAAAUCAGAGAUGGCUGUAUUCCCACUUGACCCUUACCCUUUACCCCAAAGUCUCCUCCCGGAAGCUGCCGCCGAUCCCUGGCCUCCGAUUCCAGUCCGAAUCGCAAUUCCCGGCACAAUUCGCGUUCGCUCAGCCUGUCCCCAAGUAAGUGGUGAUUACCGUGAAUAUAUAUAUAUAUAUAUAUAUAUAUCAAUAUCAAUAUAUUUAUUUCACAGUUUUAUGAAUUUUUGUAAUAUUAUUCUCCAAUGAACAAAUACUACUGAUUUUUAUUGUUCUUCUUCGAACCGAUCUCUCGUUUAAGACAUAUUGGUUCGAAGAAGAACAAUUUUGCUAUGCAGUUUCAGGUUCUGCGAGCCAAUAUUCAUGAGACACCUGUUUCUCGGAGAAGAGCGCACCACUCUCCAAGCCGGACAUGAAGAUGGACGUUUUUCUUCCACUCACAAGAAAUCCAGGUUCAGGGCUGAAGAAAAACAUGGACCGUGGCCGGUGUUGCCGGUUGACACGGUUUGGUCAGCUGCGUUCGUCGUUCGUUCAUUGAUCAAUCAAGUGCGCACGGAUAGGGUUCGCGAGUCUGGUGAUUUGGGCUUGCACGGUCACCAGACUGCACACCGGUCACCGCUGGCCGGUUAUUGCCUUCUAGUAGUACGCUUACCAGUCUGAAGUCUGAUAAUAUUGCCCAGGGUGAGUAAGAAGGCGACGCUUGGGGUUAAAAGACAAGAUGGCAUAUGCAAAGGCUCUGUUUUGAUUUCA
Molecule: messenger RNA, 4242 nt
Organism: Marchantia polymorpha subsp. ruderalis
Lineage: Eukaryota; Viridiplantae; Streptophyta; Marchantiopsida; Marchantiales; Marchantiaceae
Source: the annotation of a GenBank genome assembly